Molecule: messenger RNA, 2581 nt
Organism: Mirounga angustirostris (Northern elephant seal)
Lineage: Eukaryota; Metazoa; Chordata; Mammalia; Carnivora; Phocidae
Gene: TMUB2
Product: transmembrane and ubiquitin like domain containing 2
Exons: 4
Coding region: 760-1668 (302 amino acids)
Molecular function (GO): protein binding
Source: RefSeq, a predicted model, not a curated record
GUUUGAGGGGUGUGGAUGGUUUGUGACCCCCCUCACCGGACUCUAUCCCUAUGGGCUGGGAGAACUGAGCUUGGCCGCCAGGGACCAGGUAGCGUUUCGUCUCGGGUGGGCCCACCGACUCCUCUCCAGCGCCGCGGGAAUAGGGCCGCCCCACGCGGAGCCUUCGCCUCAGAAAAGGCAGGGUCGGGACCCCUCCUCACCGCGCGUCAGGGUCGCCCACAGACUGAGGAGACACCAAAGGCCUCUGAGGCGGGAGACCAGGGGUCCUGCCCGGCCCCUGCCCACGAAAGUGCCCUGUGUCUGUGCCAGUCGUUUUCGCUUCUGUCAGCCGCAGUUUCCUUGUCUGUGGAUUAGGGUGGGUGACAUUAACCAUCCUUACCAUUAGGGGCUAGUUGUGGGAGCGAUAAGUAAUUGCUACCAUUUAUUUACUGAACCAUUGCAAUGUGCCAGACACUGUGCUAAGUAUUUUGCUUCGAUGAUUUCCCGUCACCGUCAAAACAACCUUAUGAGCAACAGCCAGUGGCAGCAACAGUCGCCCCAACAAGGCCAUGAGAUUUUCCUGAUGAUCCAUGCUCUUUGGGAGCUCGAAAUGUGAGAGAGGAAGGAUGUGGAACCUGAAAGCUAGUGUUUCACAAUAGAGGCAAAGGGGCUGAGUCAGUUAGGACCGAAACAAACUAGGAACCCGGUUGCAACCCCACGUACCCUGCUGAUGCUAUCCCCCUUUGUUCCUGCAGUGUCGACCCAGUCAGCAGCCAGGCCAUGGAGUUCUCUGAUGUCACCCUCAUUGAGGGUGUGGGUAAUGAGGUGACUGUGCUGGCAGGUGUGGUGGUGCUGAUUCUAGCCUUGGUCCUAGCUUGGCUCUCUACCUACGUAGCAGACAGCGGUAGCAACCAGCUCCUGGGCACCAUUGUGUCAGCUGGAGACACAUCCGUCCUCCACCUGGGGCAUGUGGACCAUCUAGUGGCAGGCCAAGGCACCCCAGAGCCAACCGAACUCCCCCGUCCAUCCGAGGGUAAUGAUGAGAAGGCUGAAGAGGCUGGCGAAGGUGGGGGAGACUCCACAGGGGAGCCUGGAGCUGGGGGUGGUAUUGAGCCGAGCCUUGAGCAUCUGCUUGACAUCCAAGGCCUUCCCAAAAGACAAGCAGGCCCAGAAAGCAGCAGUCCAGAGGCCCCUCUGAGAUCUGAGGAUAGCAGCUGCCUCCCUCCCAGCCCUGGCCUCAUCAGUGUGCGGCUCAAAUUCCUCAAUGACACCGAGGAGCUGGCUGUGGCCAGGCCGGAGGAUACUGUGGGUGCCCUGAAGAGUAAGUACUUCCCUGGACAAGAAAGCCAGAUGAAACUGAUCUACCAGGGCCGCCUACUGCAGGACCCGGCCCGCACACUGCGUUCCCUGAACAUUACCGACAACUGUGUGAUUCACUGCCACCGCUCACCCCCAGGGUCGGCUGUUCCAGGCCCUUCAGCCUCCCUGGCUCCCUCUUCAGCCACUGAACCCCCCAGCCUCGGCGUCAGUGUGGGCAGCCUCAUGGUGCCUGUGUUUGUGGUGCUGUUGGGUGUGGUCUGGUACUUCCGUAUCAAUUACCGCCAGUUCUUCACAGCACCUGCCACGGUCUCCCUGGUGGGGGUCACUGUCUUCUUCAGCUUCCUAGUAUUUGGGAUGUAUGGACGAUAAGGACAUAGAGAGAAAAUGAAAGGCAUGGUCUUCCUCCUUUAUGGCCUCCCUCCUUUCCUGGCCGGAGCUGGGCCCAAGGGCUUGGGAGGGACGGGUGGAAAGGAUGUGGCAGGUCCUCCUCCAUAGGACAUAGGAGGCAGGUACAGGGCCUCCCCUUCACGUCCACAAGGGUACAGACGUCCCAUCUCUGUGCAAGCACAACUCAGGUAGAAACGAGGAUGUCAUCUUCCUUCCCUUUUAGGGUCCUAAAGUUCAGAGCUGAGCUGGUAGCCCAGCUCAGUGGGGAGCCUGGGCUCCGUCCUCCCAGCUGUGGCCCUAGCUCUUUCCAUUGUCCUGCAUGUCUGCUCCUCGGUACCCAGGGCCGCCUGCCAGGGCAGCUCAGCAUGGCCCCAGCAUACUUCUGUAGGGAGCCUGAGUAUUUUUCUGUUUCUUAAGGGAAUAUCCAUCUUUUGAGACUAAAGUCACGCAGCAGGAGUGAAGGUCGCGUCUGCUUUCCAUAUAGGCACCUAGCCGCCUCUACCUUCUCCCUCCACCCCUGUAGCAGGAAUAGGGUGUUCUCUGUGUUCUGGAUAGUUUCCAGUGUUCUCCCCUUUUUUGAAAGCACUUUGCUUUUUUUUUUUUUUUUUUUUAAUAGUCCUUUAUAGAGCUCAGUCAGAAAGGGGAUUGGGGCACAAAGCCAAGCCCCCAGCAUUGGGAGAGGCCAAGCCACAGCUGCUGCUGCCCUAGGCCUACGGCUGUAAGCGAGAGACAGUUCUGGCCCUCAGCCAGUGUCCUGCCCUGCCCAGCUCCAAGGACGAGCUCUGGGUAUGGAGCCCUGGGCCCCAGGCCCUUGCCUCUGGGGUUCUUGGAUGGAGGGUCAGUGUCUGUGACUAAAUAAAGUUCCAUUUUGUGGCUGUGGAGCCGCCUCCUGUGA